Coprinopsis cinerea okayama7#130 is the source of this 1956-nucleotide messenger RNA. RefSeq lists its product as hypothetical. The transcript is spliced from 5 exons. The record is from RefSeq and is a predicted model, not a curated record. NCBI's taxonomy places the organism in Eukaryota, Fungi, Basidiomycota, Agaricomycetes, Agaricales, Psathyrellaceae. The coding region runs from base 1 to 1956 and encodes 651 amino acids.
AUGGCGCAGCGUUUCCUUUACAAGAUAUGGUAUGUAGCAUGCCAGGCGGUCUGCAACUGCACCCAUCCAUUCGUCAUGAUCCUCCUCCUCCUUCUUCUCUACUCCACUCUGCGUCCCCUCCACCCAGGCUCAGCCGCACCAAUCCUCGAAUCUCCCGUCCCCGACCUGCUUGCUCGGGCAUCCGAAUCCUUCAGCGAUUCCUGCGCCUCCAUCGAGUUCUACGACGGUAUCCCUGUGCAGACGAACUACCGGUCCGUCGCGGACGUCAUUGUCACUUGUCUAGUAACGAUCUUCUCCUGUACGUGGGUCUCCGUGCACCCGAAUGUGCGGGGGUACAACUCGACGACUUGGGAAAGGUUCUUGCAGCGGGCGGAGGCGAUGCUCUGGGGUAUCGUUGCCCCGGAGCUGAUUGUGACGUGGGCCAUCAAGCAGUGGGAUUCGGCGAGGGAUAUUAAUUAUCUUAUUAAUGAGUAUUUGAGGAGGAGGAAAGAGAGUGGAGGGGAUGGUUUCAUCGAAUGGACGCUGGUUCAUUCACACUUCCUCCAGAUGGGAGGGUACAUAUUCAAACGAGGCGACACGCUGCAAUGGGUCGACGUAUGCGAAGCACUACACCACUUCGAAUCCGACGAAACCGAUCUGGUAGCGGUGAACUGGGCGACGGGGUAUGGGCACGAGAGGGCCGGACGCGGGACCGUCGCCAAAGACGACAUGCUCGACGCCCUCGAAUCCCUCAUCCACCGCACAGACACCAAAGAGGAAUUGGCCGACCGCAGCAAAACGGACGCCCUAUCCAAAACGUUCGUCGUGAUGCAGACCUCGUGGUUUAUGAUGCGGUGUAUUGCGCGUUAUGCUGAAGGUCUUGCGGUCACCGAGUUAGAACUGACGACGGCGGCCUAUGCGCUGCUGAAUAUUGUCAUGUACUUUUGUUGGUGGAAUAAGCCGCUGGGGGUGCAGUGCCCGAUUGUUGUCCAUGUUGAGCCGCGGAGGAGACCGGAGUCUGAUGUGAACACGGAUAUCGACUUUCCGGAAAAGGUUGCUUGGAAACCAUUCUCGGAAGGUGUGCUGUCGAUCUGGAGUACUGCGAGGAGGUUGUUUUCGGCUUUGUCUUCCAAUCGUGCGAAGUCGGAUUCGGAGGGUACGCGGUUGAGGCGGUGGUUGCCUUCGGAAAAGGCUCUCGGCGAUUUUUUGUAUAGGUCGGUAGGGAAGGAGUACAAGGAGGGAAUGCGUAGCAGGUCUUUCCUCAUCACAAUAAUCGUCAUUUUCUUCCCCGUCCUCUCCUUCCUCAUGGCGAUACGACGGAUAGCCGAGGCUGUACAACCGAGAGUGCCUUCGGAAAAAGCCCUCGGCGAAUUUCUGUUCAUGUUGGCGGGGAGGAAAUACGUAGAGGGAACACAUAGCAGAUCUUUCCUCAUUGCAAUAAUCGUCAUUUUCUUCCCCUUCGUCGCCUUCCUCACAAUGACACGGCGCAUGGCCAUUGUCAUCAUCUCACCUUACCUCCCCGAACGACCGCACGCCAUCCAAAAGGAUGCACCCCCACCUCGCGUGCCCUACCCCUCCUUCUACAACAAAUGGCUCCGAAGAGGCUCGGAAAAGGUGUUCCUAGUCCUACCCGCCUCGCUCCUCGGAUCCGCGUUCGGUGCUGUCCACUGCAUCGCCUGGAUGCCCGGCUGGCACUUUUCCUCUCCGGUCCUUCGGCUCCUAUGGCGGAUAUUCUCGAUGUAUAUUUGUGUUAUACCGAUUGUGCCGUGGUUUGCGUAUGCGGGUGGUAAGUGGCUUUUUGCCAAUAGGCUGCCUAAGUUGUUGGUGAAGUGGGGGUUGUGGGUGGGUGUUUUACCGGUUUUGGUGUAUGUGCCGGCGAGGGUUGUGUUGGUUGUUGUGACUGUUGUUGAGUUGUUUUAUUUGCCGCCUUCGGCGUAUUUGACGAUUGAGUGGUUGGAGUAUUUGCCGCAUGUUUAG